This is a messenger RNA of Camellia sinensis, 678 nucleotides long. The record is from RefSeq and is a predicted model, not a curated record. NCBI's taxonomy places the organism in Eukaryota, Viridiplantae, Streptophyta, Magnoliopsida, Ericales, Theaceae.
AUGGCUUCUUGCAAACAGCUUCUCUUCCUUUUCUACGUUCUUAUAAACCUUUUUGGUCACACCAUUGCCCAGCCUAAUUACUUCUGCACAAACAAUGGUAAUUACAUUAGCAAUAGCACAUACGAGAGAAAUCUCAACACCCUCCUCUCCUCUCUCUCCUCCAACACCGACAAAUACGGGUUCUACAGCUCCUCAGUCGGCCAAAACCCCGACAGAGCUAAUGCAAUUGUGCUCUGUAGAGGAGAUGUUGAGCUCCAAACAUGUCGUAGUUGUAUCAAUGACACUACUACUAAGCUCAUACAACUUUGUCCUAACUACAAGGAGGCAAUUAUAUGGUAUGACGAGUGUAUGCUACGAUACUCAAACGAGUCCAUAAAUGGAACUUUGACGGAAUGGCCCAAAAUCUAUAUGUGGAACACCGGAAAUGCGACGAGCACAAAUCAAUUCAAACAGGACCUGAGGGCCUUGUUGGAUAACCUUCGAAACCAAGCUGCGUCGUCCAGUGGUCCUCGCAAGUUCGCUGCUGCAAACACAACGGGUCCGGAUUUUCAGACUAUAUUUGGACUUGUGCAGUGCACGCCUGAUUUAACUGAGCGGGAAUGCAGUAAUUGUUUACUUAAUGCUGAAGGAGAUAUUCCGACUUGUUGUGAUGGGAAGCUUGUUUGGAUAGUUAAGUAG